AAAAAAACAAUGCUGUCGGUAACUUGUAAGGCUCCGGUCAAUAUUGCAAUAAUUAAAUAUUGGGGAAAACGUCAUGAAGAAUUAAUUCUACCCAUUAAUGAUUCAAUUAGUAUGACACUUGGCACAAACGAGCUUUGCGCGAAGACAACAAUAACUGCCUCAGAAAAAUUUCAACACAAUCGAAUGUGGCUCAAUGAUGAGGAAUUGCUUUUCGAGGAGGACUCUCGUCUUAUGCGCUGUUUAAAAGGAGUUCAACGUCUAGCGCAUAUUAAUGGUUCUCAAGAAGCUUCACUCUGUUGGAAAGUACAUAUUGCAUCGCGUAACAAUUUUCCUACCGCUGCUGGUCUUGCAUCAAGUGCAGCUGGUUACGCUUGCCUGGUAUAUUCCCUGGCACGUUUAUAUGGUAUCCCCCUUACUGAAGAAUUGACGACUAUAGCUCGACAAGGUAGUGGUUCUGCAUGUCGUAGUUUAUUUGGUGGUUUUGUUCAAUGGCACCGUGGAGUUCUUGAUGAUGGCAGCGACUCUGUCGCUGAACCAGUUGCAUCAGCCCAACAUUGGCCGAAUAUGCAUGUACUCAUUUUAGUCGUAAACGAUGAACGAAAAAAAACAAGCUCCACUACAGGUAUGCAACGUUCUGUGACUACAUCGCAGUUAAUUCAGCAUCGAGUUGAUAAACUAGUUCCGGAAAGGAUCGCGAAUUUAAAAAAGGCCAUAAAAGCUCGUGAUUUUCAAUCAUUUGCUGAGAUAACGAUGAAAGACUCAAAUCAGUUUCAUGCAAUCGCCUUGGACACUUAUCCACCAUGCGUUUAUAUGAACGAUGUGUCUCAUGCUAUAGUUAAUUUUGUACAUACAUACAAUAAAACUACGGGUACAGUGCAUGCAGCGUACACAUUUGAUGCUGGUCCAAACGCAUGCAUUUAUGUAUUAAAGGAAAAUGUUGCAAAGUUACUAGCAGCAAUUCAAAAAGUUUUCCCUACUGAUUCAAUAGAUACUGUUGAGUACUUACGGGGUCUUGCCGUUUCACCAGAAUCGAAUAUAGAAAAAAAUUCAGAUGGUGCAACCGACAAUUCAAUCCAUACAACUGCAGAACACAGAAAAGUUAACGGAAUGUUAAACGUUCAACCCAAAAACCUACUUAAGUAUAUAAUCCACACAAAGGUUGGGGAUGGACCAUGUCAAUUGAGUGACGAUAAUAGUUUAUUGAAAAAUGGACUACCAUUGUCCCACUAAUUGUUAAUUGCGGCGUUUAAGGCAAAGUGCUUCUAUAAAUACAGAAUUUUAUCAAAACUUAUGUCUAAUAGUUUUCAUCAAAUACACAAUUUUUUAUAUGA
Drosophila persimilis is the source of this 1331-nucleotide messenger RNA. RefSeq names its product diphosphomevalonate decarboxylase (gene Mvd). Gene Ontology annotation, molecular function: ATP binding; diphosphomevalonate decarboxylase activity. Lineage: Eukaryota; Metazoa; Arthropoda; Insecta; Diptera; Drosophilidae. Gene Ontology annotation, cellular component: cytosol. Bases 10 to 1230 code for a protein of 406 amino acids. The transcript has 4 exons. The record is from RefSeq and is a predicted model, not a curated record. Gene Ontology annotation, biological process: isoprenoid biosynthetic process; isopentenyl diphosphate biosynthetic process, mevalonate pathway.